AUUAACUUGUGGACAUCAGCUGGCACUUUUCUCUUCUUCUUGGCUGAAGCUAAUGUAUGUCAUUGAGCGGAAUCGUCGCGGAUCUACAGACACGUCUGUCCCGAGCUUCCUGUCUGAGUAAGAAGCUGAAGUUGAGCUUUUUGAGAGAUGAGGGCUCUAACUUUGCAGCAGACGCACACUGGAGAGCAACACCACCAGCUGCCUUCAUGUGGGAGAAGCUUGGCCUCCAGUUAUUCUCCUCCUAGUCUAGAGAAUAAGUUUUUAUCCCAGACCUCCGUGAUGAAGCCUCCGUCUGAGCUCCUAAGCACCACGGCGCCGGCUUCCUACGUUUCCUCUCUCCAGCCGUCCAAACUGUCCUCCACCUCAUCCUCCCUUCUCUCCGCCUCUUACUCCACUGCUUCACCUCUCCUCAGCACCCAAAACAAGCUCCUAGCUACUGCAUCGCCCAGCCUUUGCGUCUCCUCGACCCCGUCUGCUCCUGAUAACUCUCUGUUCUCCACCACCCUGGCCAGUGGUUCUCUCCUCAACCGCUUUGCCCGGCCUUCUUCGUUCCUGCUUCCUGAUCUGAACGAGGAACAGAAACGGGCCGACGGAGGAGACAUUGAAGAUGACGACGAGGAGAUCUCUGAAGAGAUGCAGUCCUCGUUUGAAGAAACAAGCAUGCAGCAGCCUGAUGAAGGUUGCUUCUUGUCUGAAGAAGAGAAGGACGAAGAGGAGGUCGAUGCGGACCCCAUCGUGGAGUUACCGGUGCUGGAAACAGAAACGAGCAGCCAAGAACUUGACACCUCUGCAGUCGUUGGGCAGGAAGAGUUUGCUGAACUCGACACUGGAGAUAAAAAGGCUGAAGAGGAGCUGAAAGAUAAAAAGUAUUUCCUGCUGAACGCUGUGUGCUGCUCUCUGGUUAAUAAGAGCAAAGCUCCGGGUCAGCAGGACUGGGACUCCGAGGACAGCGUUUGGACCUCCGUCAAAACCCUGGCCAAGGACAUCUCUGAGCGUGACCCGCAGUUUCUUCUGAAGGUUGCCGUUUACACCAGACAAGAGCUGAACAUCCGGAUCACAGCUAACUUCCUGGUGGCUCUGGCUGCCAGCUUGCCGUCCACCAAGCCACAUGUCCGCAGAUAUUUCUGCGCCGCGGUCCAGCUGCCGUCCGACUGGUUGGAGGUGGUCCGAAUCUACAGCACCUGCUUCAGCCGCUCUCUGCCGGCGUGUCUCAAGAAGGCGAUGGUUGACAAGUUCAAGGAAUUCAGCGAGUAUCAGCUGGCCAAAUACAACACACGCAAACACCGCUGUAAACACAGCCGCAAGAAGCCGAAAGGAAAGAAACACACUGAAGCUCAGCUCCAACAGUGGGCCAACCUGCUCAGAGCUGACCCGUCGCAUCUGGAGAAGUUGCUGCAGAGCGAUGGCGACCGAGCAGCGGUGGAUAAAAAACAGAGUGAGUUCAGUCUGAAGAAGCUGAUCCAGAAGCUGCACAUCAAAGAACCAGCAGAACUCGUCAUGGCAAUUCUGGGAAGAAGCUUCUGCGUCGCAGCAGGCUAUCCCCUCUGGGUCUGCGAUCCUGGUCAACAUCCUGCAGAAGAUCCCAAAGAGCAGGCGCUUCAAGAAUCUGAUGUGGGAGACGACUGCGAAGAGGAGGCUGAAGACGUCGCUCCGUGUGCCCUUGAUUUAUCGACUGUACAAAAUGAGGAAGGCGCAACUUGUAAAAGCCAAUCAGAGGCUGUACACGAUUGAUCUGUUGGACCGGUACCGAGAAGCUCUGGAGACGGCGGUUCAGAUCUCCUGUCGCUACAAUGUGCCCCCCCUCCCUGGAAAAACCAUCAUCAUGCUCAGCUGUAACAUCAGAGAGGACGAGUCCUGGAGCAAGAAGCAGGACUUCUGUCUCCCUGUAGACCCGGUUCAACAAGACCAGGAGGACAAAAAAGAGGAGAAAGAACCUGAGACCAUUUCUCAGAGGUGGAAAAAGAAGCAGGACGAAGACCGUGACCGCCUCACUCCCACUAGGAUGGAGGUAGCAGCUCUGCUCGCUCUGAUGAUCAGCAGCAGCGCAGAGGAUCAUCAGCUCUGCUUGAACAGCUACAGCCACAGUAAGGAGGUCCAGCUGAAGUCCAACGUCCUUUUGGACAACGUUAAAAGUCUGAUGAAGGAAGUGAAGGCAUUUAACGAAAAUUCAGAUGAAUGUGAUGUUGAUAUGUAUUACAAAAUAUUCUCCAAGAAAAACAAGGUUGACAACAUUAUCGUGCUGGCUGAAUGGCUUGACAGCUCAUUGAUGUGGGCCAUCGACAACUACAAGAAAGAAGCAAACAGCAAAGCUCUGACAGCUUAUGUCUUAUUUUCAGACAGCAACAGCAUUAUCGCAGACAAGUCGUCGGACAGGAACUGCGUAGUCCUGAAAAGUUUCAGUGAGCAGACACUGAGAUUUAUAGCAGAGCGUGGAUCUUCCAGGCUGCUGGAUCACGUGGAGCAUCUGGACAAAAUGUACAACAUCAAACCUGAUGGUGCUAAAGAACUACAACCUGCUAACAAACUUGUUUCAAUGCCACCCAGCCCUAAAUUAAGGUGGCGAGGUGUUCGAGUGUUCAUCUCCUCCACCUUCAGAGACAUGCACGCUGAGCGUGACGUUCUGGUUCGCAGCGUCUUCCCGGAGCUCCGCCGUCGCGCUGCGGCACACUGCCUCCACCUGCAGGAGGUGGAGCUGCGCUGGGGCGUGACGGAGGAGGAGUCAGAGCGAGCCGCCCAGCUGUGUCUGUCAGAGGUGUGUCGCAGCCAGAUGCUGGUGGGGAUCCUGGGGGAAAGGUACGGCCAGGUGCCCCCCAGACCUGUCCUCCCUGACCUGCCGCAGUACAGCUGGCUGGCUUCGGCUCCGGCUGGUCUGUCCAUCACAGAAAUGGAGAUCCGUCAGUUCCACGCUCUUUAUCCCGACUCGGUGCAGCAGCGAAUGUUCUGCUACUUCAGAGAUCCAAACGUCAGCAAAUCGAUUCCUGUAGCUUGGAGAUCAGAUUUUGCUGCAGAAUCAAAAGAGGCCGAGGAUAAAUUGACGUCUCUGAAGAGAAGACUUUUGGACUGCGAAGUCAAAAUCACUGAAAAUUAUUUGUGUGAGUGGGGAGGCGUUGUGGAAGGAAAGCCAUAUCUGAAAAACCUGGAGGAGUUUGCCAAAGCUGUGCUGGAGGAUCUCUGGGUGGCUGUGCAGAAGCAGUUCCUGGAGGAAGGCGAAGAGGCCGAGGCUGCUUCUGAGCUGUUGGAGCAGGAAGUGCACCAGGGGGCCCUGCAGAGGCAGUUCUUCGGCAGGGCCAAGCUGCUGUCCUCUGCUGUGGAGAUGGUGGAGAACGUUCAAACCAAAGGAGGGAUGGUGGUGAUAGAAUGUGGAGCUGGAGAGGGAAAAACAGUCUUUAUGGCUGCUCUUGCAGACGCACUCAGAACUGGAGGAAAGUCAAAAAGAGACCGCCGCUGUGACAUCAUCUCCUACUCUACAGCUGCCAGCCAAUCAGCACGUUCGGUCGAAAACCUCCUUCGGUGCCUCAUACAGUGGCUGAGAAAAAUAAAAGACACUGAAGAAGAAUUGCCUCUUCCACACACGUACAAAGACCUGCUGGAAGAGUUUCACUCUACACUGAAAGAAAUGAAGAAACCUCUGGUGGUGCUGGUUGACGGGGUGGAUCUCCUUCAAGACGGCAGAGGACAGCUCAGCUCUGAUUGGAUCCCUCAGCUCCUUCCACAAGGUGUGUGUUUGGUGCUGAGCAUCGGGACCAAGGCAGCUCUGUUGAAAACUCUGACCAUGAAAAGCGGGACGCUCCUGUUUUCUCUGGGACAGCUCACCAUGCUGGACCGCAAGGAGAUCGUUCAGAAGGAACUGGACGUCUUUGGGAAGAAGCUCAGCGACUCGGCGUUCAACAACCAGCUCCAGACUUUGAUAACAAAGAAAGGCGCGGCGAGUCCUCUCUAUCUGCACCUGGCUUGUGAAGACCUGAGGAACUUCGCCUCCUUUGACAAGCUGAAGGAGAACCUGCUGAGUUUGCCUCAGUCUCUGAGCCAACUGGUCCAGUUCAGCCUGGAGAGACUCUGCUCCCAGUACAGAGGCAUGCUGGGAAUCCGCUUGGCCCUCGCUGCCCUUACCAUCAGCCCAACAGGCUUGAAGGAGAGAGAUUUGUACUCUGUUCUGAACACAUGUAACGAUCUGUCUUCACGAGAUGGGCAGUUCACCUGGGAGGAAGUGCUGCAGCUCUCCAGAAAACCCAAAGGACGUGUCCCCAUGGCAGUUUUUGCACAUAUUGUGCAGAGUUUACAAAGUCUGGUUGGUCCGUCUCACUGCCACGACACAGACGACCUGCUAACCCUGAGCAACCCAGAGGUGAAGCGAGCCUUUGAGGACUUUCUCCUCCCGACAGAGAGCGACAGAACCCGUGCACACCUCGUUCUGGCAGGUCAUCUGUGGGCGAUGGCCGACCCUCGGGGCAAAGACACUUUCCUUCACUGCGAGGCCAACUCGCUCAUGCAUCUGCCUUCCAGCCUGCUUGGAAGUGGGCAGCUGAAGGCGCUUCGGUCUCUGCUGUCUAACUUUUAUUUCCUGCACGCCAGCGUGAGCCACGGCCUCCUGCAUCACCUCCUGGAGACGUACAGCUUCUAUGAAAAGGAGCAAACAUCUUCCUCUUCUUUCGAGCCCCAGAGUCGUCUGGAAGACUGUCGUGGUUUCCUGCAGCGCCACGCCUCCUUGCUCUCUGCUUGGCCGGCUCUUUUCGUCCAGCAGGCGCUCGACGAGCCGGCGGAGACCUCGGCUCACGUCUGGGCUGAAGGUCUGAUGAGAAGAGGAGGCGUUCGGGUCGUUGAGUGUCUGAACAAAGACAAAAAAAACAGUCAAGAAUACAGCCAGCUGGUGUCAUCCUUCCCCUCUGAACCGACCUGCGUGGUCAUGAGUUUGGACAAGCGGCUGAUGGUUGUCGGAACCGGAGAGGGAACGCUGCACGUUCUUCACACGCAGACCGGGCAGGAAGUGAAGACGUUGAUGAGCAGCUGUGACGGCGUCUCCAGUUGCGUCUUCCUGAACGACGGACGGCUCGCCUCCACCUCCUUCAUUGGGCAAAUAGAGGUCUGGGAUGUUGAGAACGGCUGCAGGGCUGCGCUCAUUGACGGCCACUCUAAUGCCAUAACAGCGAGCGAUGUCACCCCAGACAGGAAACACCUCGCAACCGUGUCUCUUGACUUCAAACUGAAAGUGUGGUCCUCUGCUAAAGGUCAUGAAGUGGCCUCUGUGCCCUGCACCAGCCCUUUGAACUGUGUGACCUUUGACCCCGAGGGUCACUUGCUGGCUGCCGGCUGCUGGAACGGACAAAUUGUGGUGUGGAACUGGCUCCAGAAUAAAGCAUUAACUUCCCUGUGCGGUCACCAGCGAUCGGUGCGCAGCCUCUCCUUCUCCCCCUCCUCCAUGCUCUGCUCCGGCUCGGUGUCCGGUGAGGUGAGGGUGUGGUCGGUGCUCACCUCCACCUGCGUGGGAUGUUUCCAGGCUCACGACGGAGCCACCGAGGCCCUCGCCUUCCUGAAUGAAGGAGCCAUGCUUCUGAGCGCCGGCUCCGACCACACGCUCCAGCUCUGGUCAGGAGGACUCGGUCGUUUAGUCACCACUUUAAAAAGUGACGAAUGCGAUCCAGAUCCUCCUCGGAAGAAGCUGAAGACUGAAGCGUCCGACACUCCCGCUCUCUGCGUGGCGGUAAAUGGAGACUACGCCGCUGUGGGUUACCAUGGUGACGGCAUCAAGCUAUUCAGUCUGGAGUCGGGUGAGAAGAUCUGGUUCACCUCGGACCUCAAAGUGUCCAUCCACUGCCUGCUGUGGGUCUCUGUGGACUCUGAGCAGAACGAGCCGGAGCUGCUGGUUUCUGGAGGGAGCGACAAACGUUUGAGGCUGUGGAAGAAAACGGAAGGAGAGGAGGGAGUGAUGGGGGGCCUGAUGAGUCUGGGAGAGUUUGGGGUGCAGACGGACACCGUCCUGGCUCUGGUGCAGAACUCCACAUUUCUGGCUGCAGCUUCAGAUGAUUUCUCCAUCGUGCUGUGGUCGCUGAAGGAUCUGACUCUUAACUUGUCGACUGCCGCGCACGAGGUGCUGAGGGGCCACAGAGGAGGGGUCACCUGUUUGGCUUUUAGCCCUGAUGGUGCACAGCUGCUGUCGGGUGCAAAGGACCAGGCUCUGAUGGUUUGGGAUGUCGGCUCCUCUCCUGCUGCUCUUUCUAAAUCGCUCCUCCACGCUCACAGAGACUGGAUCACCGGCUGCGUGUGGACCUCUGACUGUGUUAUAAGCUCUUCUAAUGAUGGGAAGCUUUGUCUGUGGAACCUGGAGGCAGGUUUGUGUCUCAACGAAAUCCACUGGAGGGAUCCUCUGACCUCCGUCUGCUGUCUGGAUCAGUACGUGAUCGCCGGUAGCUCGGAAGGCGCUCUGCAUGUUUGGGAUUGGAAAACGAGCGCAGAAAUCUGCCACAUAGCUGCUCACAAGCAGCGAAUACACCACUGCUGUGUCCUCCCAAACACCGAUGAGACAAAAGAAACAAAACCAGGGGAACUGACUGUUUUCACAGCGUCCGACGAUGGAACUGUGCAGCUCUGGAAACCUUUGCAGGUGGAGCACUUCAGCACCUUCCAGGGACACAGCGGCCCGGUUCACGGAGUCGCUGUUAAAACGGGCAUCCCAGAAUUCCUCACCGUCUCCGAAGACCGCUCAAUGAGGUGUUGGACCUGGACGACAGAGAAUGCUAAGAAUCUAAAAGGCGCUAUUUCAGCUCUGUGUCUCUCUGAGACGGAGGAUUUGCUGCUGGCCGGUUAUGAGUCUGGUUUGCUGGAGUUGUGGCAGCACAAUGCAAUCGUUGGCCACAAGCAGACGUCGGGCAGACCGGUCGCGGCAGCCUGUUGGAUGCCUGACGGGCAGUUCGCUGUCAGCUACCUGAACCACACGGUUGUUGACGUGUGGAAGCGGGUGUGGAACCAACAACGCAGUAAAGCAAGCCUGGUGAAGGUGACGGCGUUCAAAAUUAAAAGCCCGGUGGCUCGGCUUUUUUACUGCUCAGUUCUGCUCGGUGUGACCAACUCGGGAAUGCUCUGUGUCGUGUCGACAGCCGACGAGGACGACUACAAUCAAGUAAACAGCGACUGGACGGAGCGGGUCCGUUUUCGUGGCGUUGUUCGGAACGAUGAGAAGAGCCUGUGGCUGAUGGGAGAGGGCAAAGGAGAAGUUCACGUCGGCUUCGUUUUUUGGAUCAGCCCAGAAACGUCUCUACAUUCAGCUUUCAGCUCGGAGAAAAUGAAGUGCGACGAGGACAAAAAGGGAGCCCUGAUUACAGCGCUGACCAUAGACGGAGAGUUUGUGGUGUGUGGAGACGUGGACGGAAACAUGUGGUUCAAUCAGCAGCCGGAUGUUUCCUCCUGGAGCGACAAAAGACCCGCUCACAGCGACAGAAUCACGGAGCUCAGACUCACCGGCAGAACCAUCAUCUCCGCCUCCUACGACCGAACGGUGAAGCUGUGGGACAGAAACACCAAGAAGCAGGUGGGAAUGUUUGUGUGUGAAGGUCCGGUUCUGUUUUUGGAGGUGGACCCGAGAAAGCCCCGAGAGCUGGUGUGCGCUGACGAACAGGGAAAACUUUACUUCCUCUGCUGGAGAGAGUAGCCCUCUCAGUACUUUACAAAUCCAGAAUGUAGUAAAUAUUCAGUGAUUUACCAAAGACUGUAA
This is a messenger RNA of Nematolebias whitei (Rio pearlfish), 7705 nucleotides long. It is a transcript of the gene tep1, whose product is annotated as telomerase-associated protein 1. Gene Ontology annotation, molecular function: telomerase activity; protein binding; telomerase RNA binding. Lineage: Eukaryota; Metazoa; Chordata; Actinopteri; Cyprinodontiformes; Rivulidae. The record is from RefSeq and is a predicted model, not a curated record. Gene Ontology annotation, biological process: telomere maintenance via recombination. Gene Ontology annotation, cellular component: telomerase holoenzyme complex.